Messenger RNA from Schistocerca gregaria, 1648 nucleotides. RefSeq names its product lysozyme-like. The record is from RefSeq and is a predicted model, not a curated record. NCBI's taxonomy places the organism in Eukaryota, Metazoa, Arthropoda, Insecta, Orthoptera, Acrididae. The coding region runs from base 165 to 590 and encodes 141 amino acids. Gene Ontology annotation, molecular function: lysozyme activity. The transcript is spliced from 6 exons.
CACAUAAAAGCGACGCCGACGCCGACGACUCGUCACGUCACACAGCAGCAGCGCACCGUACUCACAGCCCUGACCUGGAACUCUUCAAUCCAAUCACACAAUUGGUCUGAUAGUCCAGCCUUCGAAACGACAGACUGGUAAACGGCCGAGCACUGCUAGCAGAGAUGAGGAGCUUGUACUGCAGCCUGCUGGCGCUCAUGACGCUGACGUCUUGUGCCCGGGCGGUCGUCUUCACAAGGUGCGAGCUGUACCACGAGCUGCUGCAGAGGGACUUCCCCGAGGACCAGCUGCCAGACUGGGUUUGCCUGGUGGAGAACGAGAGUGCCCGCAACACUUCAGCGCUGAGUCCCAUCAACACCAAUGGCAGCCAGGACUUCGGACUUUUCCAGAUCAACAACCGCUAUUGGUGCGACAGUUGGAAUGGUACUGAGGGAUCCUGUCAUGUUGCUUGCAAAGACCUGCUGGACGACGACAUCGACGACGACUGCGCCUGCGCACACCUCAUCUUCUCGCGGCAGGGCUUCGACGCGUGGCACGGCUGGACCAAGCGGUGCAAGGGCAAGCCGCUGCCAGACCUCUCACACUGCUGAAGCCCGCUGGCCGCGGCAGUCAUCCAGCCAGCCACUGCGGGACGUCACUACAAACCGGUCCCGUGCGGGACUGCGAGAAAGAAGAUAAAAAAAAGUUGGCGUACUUUCAUCUCCGCCUUCGUUUCUCAGCGGCACGGCAUCGAACGAUGAAUGUGCGGACACUUUAGACCUUGCCUUAUUGUAUUUUAUGUACCUGUACGUUACCUCAUCCACUGAAGAGUUCCUGAUUACUGAUUCACAUAUAAACUUUUAGGACACGUGGGCACUUAUGCUUCUUCGCAUCAAGCCGACGUUACUACUUCGACAGUGAAGACGCUGAAAAAUGUAUACAGUCUCUCAGAGAAGUUUCAGUAUACCUUCUGUUGAGCAACUACACUUAGAAAUAAUGCAAAGAAGAUUACUGCAACAACACAUUUAACGUAUCUAUUCCCUACAUCGUGCUGUGUCAGUAGUAUUAUGAAUCAUAUAUAAAAACUCAGUGGCUGCUUAACAGCACUAACUCAGCGAAUAAGAAACAGAACACACAGUAGAUGUCAAAAUUUCAGUGAAUGGUAUAAAUGAUCAGAAGUAUCGGCCUGGGGAUGUGUAGUGAUUCAAAGAACGUGCACUUAAUAGGCAAUACUGUUAAUUCGUAUAUUGUACUUACUGUAUAAAUGCACGUCUUACCUUAUUUCCAUCCUUUUCAUCGUUACUGGGGCUAUGUCGCAAGAUUAUAAAAAAUAAACCAUAGCUACCCUGCAUACUUACAGAUAUCCUAAUCGAAUAUCACAUGUUGAGAUUCGAAAAAUGUAAGCCACACAAAAAUGAUAUGCUAGAAAUCAACACAACAUCCUGUUUGAGAGGAAGACGCAUAGUGCUCAUGAUCAAUGAUGUAUAUAUUGGAGUUAAGAGGUAGUUCAUUUUUUAUAUGUACAGCAACUUACACUACCAUGACAUUCCGGAGCUAUGAAUUUCACGUUUUAUGGACGCAGCUGUUUUGCUUGUGUCGUAUUCAUGGAUUUAUUUAUUGUAUAACCAUAUUUCAAUAAUUUUGUUCAAUAAACGCUAUAUUGUAAAAA